CGUCUUAAAUAUUCAACAUUAUUUUCAGUAUAUUCACGUGGUAUGAUCUAAAAAAUGAAAAUAAGUGUUGUUGCAAAUUGUUUAUUAUUGUGUUUAGUUGUACUGAAGUGUAAAGGAGCAAAAAUUUUGGGUAUAAUUCCAACUGCGUCUUACAGCCAUCAAAUAACAUUCCAGCCGUUAUGGACGGAGUUAUCUUUACGAGGACACAACGUAACUGUCAUUACGACAGAUCCUCUCAAUAACGCAUCUUUGAAUAAUUGCAGAGAAAUCGAUAUCAGCGAAAUAUACGAUCUAUUUAGGAAUAUACAGUUUUACGAAACUAUCUCAGUCAAUCCUGUAUAUUUUUGGAAAAUAGUUUUGUUGUUGAAGAACAUUUGUUUAGAAUUAACUACAACUUUAAUCGAAAAUGAGGAAUUGAAUGCUAUAAAGAAUGAACAUUUUGAUUUGGUUAUAGCCGAAGCGCAUUUUCCUUCUAUAGUAGGUUUUAUAGGACACUAUAAAUGCCCGUGGAUAGGUGUGUCUUCCAUGGAAUCCAGUUUACAGUACAACGUAGCUAUCGGAAAUCCCACGCAUCCUAUUUUGCAUCCAGAUUACAAUCUUCCGUUGGAGAAUUUGGAAAAUUUAAAUUUUUUCGAAAGACUUUUGAGUUUUUUAUAUCGCACUUUGUAUAUAUUCGUGAUAAAUACUUAUAUUUUUCCUAAAUUAUCAACUAUUUAUGAUGAAUCUGGAUGGAAAUCGCCGCCUUUAAUUCAAGUACAAAACAACAUCAGCAUGUUGUUUGUCACUACACACCCCAUUUUUCAUAAUAUCAGACCAUCACUUCCAAAUACCAUAUCAAUUGGAAAUGGAAUGCAUUUCAAGAAACCUCACCCUCUACCUGAGGUAAGUGAAUACAGUAAUUCAAAAAAUCAAUUUUUUUAUUUAUAAUCACAUGAAACUUUUCGUAUCUUUUCUUGAUUUGCUGGGUAUAGAAUGAUAAAGUCAAAGACCGAAGUUGGGACUGGAUGUUAUGUAACAUCCUUAGAAAAACACAUCUUUUCGUAUAAAAUCUUCUCUUUCUACAUUGUUUAUACUGCAAUUAUUAUUAGAAGCGUUGAAACAGAUAUACAGUCCAAGAUGUACAUGAUUUAAAUGUUGAGAAAACAAAAUAAUUCAAUCACUCAAUAUGGGCUCUUGCUCACGUUAGAAGCCAUUCAGGUUGUUAGCGAGAUUCUAAAACGUUCGGGGUUCCCCGCAGAGCCUGCCGCCUGUCAUUUGACGACGCUGAAUACCCAGUUGAUCACGUCAAGCCAAAUUAUACCUAAUAAUUGAAUUCGGAUCCAAAUUAUCGAGAGCGAAAGCUAAUUAAACUUCUGUCGAGUCCCAUUUUCGAAUCGCCCCCUCUAAUAAUCAAAUUUUUCCUCUGUUGAGCGUGGGCUCCACGUUUAAGAGUCCUGAACCCAUCACAUGGCUAUUGAGAUAAUAAUCCAGAAGAUAUUACAUAUUGAAGUACAUCAAUUUAUAAACGAUUAUUUGUAAAAACAGCUAUGCAUUAUUUUUGUUUUUGAAUUGUGAAUGAUUUUUCUUCACCUUUUUAUUAAAAGGUGAAGGGUUCAUAUCGUUGAAACAACAAUUAGUUUAAUAAACGAAGUUACCAAAGUUG
Messenger RNA from Diorhabda sublineata, 1642 nucleotides. RefSeq names its product UDP-glycosyltransferase UGT4-like. The transcript has a single exon. Lineage: Eukaryota; Metazoa; Arthropoda; Insecta; Coleoptera; Chrysomelidae. The record is from RefSeq and is a predicted model, not a curated record. Bases 55 to 927 code for a protein of 290 amino acids.